Musa acuminata subsp. malaccensis (wild Malaysian banana) is the source of this 1840-nucleotide messenger RNA. The record is from RefSeq and is a predicted model, not a curated record. Lineage: Eukaryota; Viridiplantae; Streptophyta; Magnoliopsida; Zingiberales; Musaceae.
AUAACAACGCAACUGAAGACUGUAGGUGAACGCAGGUGGCCUUCGUUCCCCCAUUUCGAUUCCUCUAGCCGUGGAUCAUGGGCACCAGACGUGGAUUUCUCGCAUCUCUUGUUCUGCUUUCGAUACUUGUGCUGCCUUUGGUUCUUCCAGCAUCGGCCGAUGGUUUGGUCAGGAUCAAGCUGAAGAAGAAGCCCUUGGACGAAAACGGCAGACUCGCGGCUCGGCUUGUUCAGGAAAGGAGGCGUUUGAUGGCCCGGAAGCACGGAUUUCGACUUGGUAACGGGGAAGAUACUGAUAUUGUUUCCCUCAAGAACUAUAUGAACGCGCAGUAUUUUGGGGAGAUCGGCAUCGGUUCCCCUGCACAGAAGUUCACCGUGAUCUUUGAUACGGGGAGCUCAAAUUUGUGGGUUCCCUCUUCCAAGUGCUACUUCUCGGUUGCUUGCUUCCUCCACUCGAGGUACAAGUCAACUCGAUCAAGCACCUACCAGAAGAAUGGCAAGUCUGCAGCUAUUCAUUAUGGAUCAGGAGCGAUUUCUGGUUUUUUUAGCCAAGAUCAUGUCACUAUUGGUGACCUAGUUGUUAAAUACCAGGACUUUAUUGAAGCUACCAGAGAACCAAGUGUCACAUUCGUGGUGGCGAAAUUUGAUGGCAUACUUGGACUUGGGUUUAAGGAGAUAUCUGUUGGCAAUGCUGUACCUGUGUGGUAUAAUAUGAUCAAGCAAGGUCUUGUUAAGGAACCUGUUUUUUCUUUCUGGUUUAACCGAAAUGCUGAUGAAGGUGAGGGAGGUGAGAUCGUUUUUGGUGGGGUUGAUCCAAAUCAUUAUAAAGGUGAACACAUAUAUGUUCCUGUAACUCAGAAGGGUUAUUGGCAGUUUGACAUGGGCGAUGUACAUAUUGAUGGCCAGUCUACUGGAUUCUGUGCUGGUGGUUGUGCUGCAAUUGCAGAUUCAGGAACUUCUCUAAUUGCUGGUCCAAUGACAGUUAUUGCAGAAAUUAAUCAGAAAAUUGGGGCUUCUGGUGUUGUUAGCCAAGAGUGCAAAGCAGUAGUAGCUCAAUAUGGGGAACAAAUUUUGGACAUGUUGCUGUCAGAGACUGAACCAUCGAAGGUUUGCUCUCGGAUUGGUCUGUGCACCUUUGAUGGAACUCAUGGAGUUAGUAUUGGCAUUGAGAGCGUGGUGAAUGAGAAUGCUGAUGUAUCAUCUGGUCUCCAGAGUGAUGCUAUCUGCAGUGUCUGUGAGAUGGCAGUUGUAUGGAUGCAAAAUCAACUGAGACAGAAUCAGACACAAGAACGUGUACUAAACUACAUAAAUGAGCUAUGUGAACGGCUGCCUAGUCCCAUGGGAGAAUCAUCCGUAGACUGUGCUGCUAUUUCAUCCAUGCCUGGAGUCUCGUUCACCAUUGGAAAUAAAACAUUUGAGCUUACAGCAGAGCAGUAUAUUCUAAAGGUUGGUGAGGGUGCUGCAGCACAGUGCAUUAGUGGGUUCAUAGCCCUGGACGUGCCACCACCACGUGGUCCUAUUUGGAUUCUGGGAGAUGUCUUCAUGGGAGUUUAUCACACUGUAUUUGACUAUGGCAACUUGAGAGUUGGGUUUGCAGAAGCAGCUUAGUAAACAGACGCGUUUAUGUUGUUGACAUAAAGAAACUCUGGUUUUACAAGAAAAAGGAACUUUGGUUUUAUCGUACGAAGGCAGAGACAGUCCAUGUAUAUGGACCGGGUUAAGAUGUAAUGCAUGGCUAAAAAUGGGCGUUGGGUGCUUGUGUUGGGUUUGUUGAUGUUUUUAGUGCGCAUAUGUGGCUCGUUUAAGUGUUGAUUGUGUUUGCUGUCUUUUCUCUUCGCUUA